CACAGAUUUAUUUUUUUAGGUACACCUGAGCCGAUAGAAUGGCUAAUGUCGAGCAGAGGGUCAAUGGCCCUGCAAAUGGCGAAUUCAAUGUGGACAACUAUGAUCCAGACGAUCCCGAGUUUCAACGACAAUUAUGGAGACGACCAGACAUUGAACAGGAUAUGAAGGAGAUGGAAAGGAGGAAGAGAGUGGAGACUAUCAUGAAUAGCCAGAUGUUUCGAGAGGAACUAGAAAGAAUAAUAGAUUCACAAAUGAAUGAAGGAUAUGGCUCUAGCAGCUUAACUGCUCUUCAGCAAGUUUCAGACCUUUUGCUCCCUCAUGCUUCACGCAUUUCCUCAGCUUUACGUACUUCACGUUGCCUUCUGCCUAUUAAUGACAUCAGAGGAGUAGAUGGAUUGCGAUAUGCUAAGGGUGAGAAGAUACUGCGAUGCAAACUUGCCUCUGUGUAUCGGUUAGUGGAUCUUUAUGGUUGGUCUGACUCUAUCUACAAUCAUAUAACGGCUCGAGUGAGUCAGGACCAAGAACAUUUCCUCCUAAAUCCCUUUGGUCUUCAGUACCAUGAAAUCACAGCUUCUUCACUUUUGAAGGUUGACAUGCAAGGAAAUGUCAUUGACUCCGGUUCUAGUAACUUCAACUUUAACCGGGCAGGUUUCAUGCUUCACUCAGCCAUUCAUGCUGCUCGUCCAGACAUCAGAGCUAUAAUCCACAUCCACUAUCCUCCUUGUGUUGCAGUCUCUGCAACGAAAUGUGGACUUCUUCCUAUAAGUCAAGAGGCAGCAAUUAUUGGUGAUGUCAGUUAUCAUGACUACCAAGGUAUUUUAGUGAAUCCUGCAGAAAGAGAAACAAUAGCGAGGAAUUUGGGACCUAUCAAUAAGGUGAUGUUCCUGAGAAAUCAUGGGAUUGUUGUUUGUGGAGAGUCUCUUGAAGAAGCUGUUUUUCUGUUGCGCAAUGUUGUUACAGCUUGUGAAACACAGGUUCGUCUCAUGCCUCUAGGCAUAGAGAACAUUCAAGUUAUGUCCGAAGAAGCCCAACAGAAAGUCCGGGAUGUGGUCAGAUCUGGAGGCCAACAAGUUCAAGGUAAACCAGAUGAUACUUUGAAUGGUGAUGAAGACAAGGAGAGAGCUGAGCCUAAGGAGAAGCCAAGAAAAGCCAGAGUGUUGGAUUUAGAGUUUGAAGCACAAAUGAGGAUGCUAGAUAACGCUGGUUUCAGAAGUGGCUACGGUUACCGGCAUCCAAUGCUAAGGUCUGAAGCUCCACGAGUCAAAAAUGAUGUCGAGAUCCCACCAGCAGCUUCAUCAAUAACUCAGUUCUUUGAAGAAGAUAAAUGGUUAAGUCCAUUAAAGAAGUUGCUGGAUGGAAGGAAAUCACAAGAUCAACUGCGUUGGAUCAACUCCCCAAAUGUAUAUCAGAAGGUUGAAAUUCUGGAAUCAGGCACUAGUGAUCCUAAAAAAAUAACCAAGUGGGUAGAAGUUGAUGGUAAUGGGGACAGUGACUCAUGGGUGCAGGAAGGCUCUCCAACUCACAGCACAUCAGUAAAAAUUGAUAACACUCACCAGUUUCUCCCUAAGAACACUGGUGAUCCAAAAGAGUUCAAACGAAAGCAAAAAGAGAUCAAGGCUAAUAGAAUGAAAUCUACAAUAACAGCAGGACCACAGUCUCACAUUCUCGAAGGGGUCACCUGGGAGGAGGCUAAGAACUUGCAGGAUGCCAGGAUUAGUAGUACUGGUGACCAAGUGAUACUAGUUGGAGCUGCAUCCAAGGGAAUUAUCCAGCGAGAAUUCCAACAUAAUGCUAUGGUUUACAAGUCUGCUUAUGCUAAGAAUCCAUUUGACAACAUCACAGAUCAGGAGCUUGAAGAGUAUCGUAGGAUUGUAGAGAAAAAACAACGGGGAGAGCCAGUGGAAGAGGAAGUACCGGAAGAAAUAAAGCAUCUGUUGGUAGAACCUAUUGCCAUACCAGAACAGCAACAGCAACAACCGGUAGUAACUACUCCUGCAGAUUCACGAUCACCACCCCAUUCUCCAACAUCCCCAGUUUCUGAAGAUGAAGGCACUCGCAGAGUCGGUACAGAUACCACCCAAAAAUAUUCUCAGCAGAAAACACCUGAGCCGCAGAUAAUCGUCACUGACGUUUGUGAUGCCUCGAACGACCAAGGUGUUCAACGUUCUCAUUCUGCCCGACUAGCAGCAGAAGAGCAAUCUGAGUCAAUUUCCCAUAAAGUUGAAGCUGCUGAACGUGAACGUGAAAAAUACUUCCAGCGACGUGCACACUCUGAACGUAAACCUAAACAAAAAUCUAGUGAUACUGCAGUAAAUGGAGAAAAGUUGAGAUCAACAGAAAGUGGAGAUGUGUCUGCUGCUUCUCGCAGUAGUAAAGAGGGAUCUCUUGCCAAGGACAUUAGUGAAGGAUCCAUGAAAAAAGAAAAGAAAAAGAAAAAAGGCCUGAGAACUCCAUCGUUUUUGAAAAAGAAAAAACACAAGAAAGAAAAAGAAGAUAAAGAAAAGUCCACUGCAUAGACAUAGGAUUUUGGUGUAAGCCUUCCAGUCUUGUUGUCCUUUGAAACCUUCCACCUCUGUGUUAUACUGCUGGAUGUAUAUGCUUCUGUUGCCAUGAAUAAAAUUGAAAAUUAGUAUUUACGAUGCUGCUGUGCUGAAUAGCAGUAUUAUGGACAUCAUUAAGUACUUUUUUAAAUAAAUUUAUAACUAUGUUAUUUGAGAGUAGGCAGCACCUUUACAAAAUCUGCACAGCAAAUUGGAGAAAGAAAGUUGGUUUGGGGGAGAGGGGGGUGUUGCUUGGGUGUCUGUGGGCUUUAAUAUUUUCUCUGUUGAUCCAUAAAGUUGAAUAACAGUAGCUUGUUUUGUUUUUCACUGAUGGCAUAUGCUUUAAAUGCAAUUACAAUUUUUAUACAUUGCCUGUGAAAAGCAAUUUUUAAUGUUGUUAAAUGUUUAAAAUAUCUAAAGGUAAGCAUAAUAGCCAGCCAUUUUAUAGUCGUUUAUAAAGCAGAUGGUUAUCAUAGUACCUGUAUAUUGGGUUUUUAUAGUAUAUAGUUGUGGUUUUGUUGUACCUCUGUUUACAUUGUUGCUCUUUUUGUUUUAAGUAGAAUUUAUUUUCAUUUCUUAUUAAACCUCUUGCUGUAGUGUUAAGUAUUUAAAAAAAGGGGGACUGUUAUGUGGGCAGCUUUAUAGUUUGUUAUUCUAGGGUAUUAACAUGGGCUGCUUUUCUUAGGUUUGAACAAGUAUUCCUUUUUUGCUAUACCCAGCUUGUGCUAGGUACUAACUUAGCAGAACCAAAUUUAUGGUUUCCAUGCUUGUCUGGGCUUUAAGUAAAGUUGGACUAGCUGAUUUUUUAGAUGUUAAAUAUGUGAUUAUCUUCCUGCAACUUUUACAAUGUGUGGUCUUUACUUUGUCAGACUGAAGUAUUAAUGAUUUGUGUUUGAAAAUUUAAUCAGUUUUAUCAUUUUUGUGUGAAAGUAUUGGAGAUUUGUAUUAUAUUUCUUAAGUAUUUUUAAUAUUUGUUGACUUUUAGGGAGAUCUAGUUGAUAUAAAACGUAAAUGGAUUAGGAAGGAAAGAGACGAAUUGAAAAUUAUUUUAAUAAUGAAAAGAACUUUGAAAGAUGCUGUUACUUGAUCAGUUUAGGACACUGUAAUUUCUAUGUUUAUAAUGAAGUUAUUACCAUCACCCUAAUUUCGCUUCUCUCUUUGGGGGCAAAUUAACAAAGCAGGGUGUUGUGUGAAUAGGGUCUAGUAAAAGUAUGAACUCACUGCCCAUUACUUGUGGCUAACGAUGUGUAAUUAUAAUGACUCUUUAUUUUAUCCCAGUAUUUUGUGGAAGAAAAAAAAAAACUUCUUAAAAAUUGUUGAUCGUGUAAUGUUUUUUCUUGCUUUGUUAUCAUUAUUCAAGUAUCACACUGUAUUACAUUCAUAAACCUAGCACAUUCAAGAAAUGAUUAUUUUUUGUGAAGAUACCAACAUUAGUUAUUUGGCAACAUAUUUUGUUUGUGUUGCAUGCUAAAAAGGGUACAGUUUACAUGUAACACAAACUGGGCUGAAGUAGACUGCAAUAGAAUUGUAAUUCUUUUACUUUUUAUCUUUUUAUUGGACACUGUGGUCAGUUUUUGCUGCUAGUAUUGUGUGAAUAAACCCUUACAAACUUAA
Molecule: messenger RNA, 4154 nt
Organism: Limulus polyphemus (Atlantic horseshoe crab)
Lineage: Eukaryota; Metazoa; Arthropoda; Merostomata; Xiphosura; Limulidae
Product: protein hu-li tai shao-like
Exons: 20
Coding region: 39-2516 (825 amino acids)
Cellular component (GO): postsynaptic density; cytoskeleton; plasma membrane
Molecular function (GO): actin filament binding
Source: RefSeq, a predicted model, not a curated record